Messenger RNA from Aphis gossypii (cotton aphid), 3124 nucleotides. RefSeq lists its product as uncharacterized. Bases 60 to 2750 code for a protein of 896 amino acids. NCBI's taxonomy places the organism in Eukaryota, Metazoa, Arthropoda, Insecta, Hemiptera, Aphididae. The record is from RefSeq and is a predicted model, not a curated record. The transcript has 3 exons.
ACUAGCACCGACGCCGGACCGCUGCCGUCGCCCUUAUAAUAGUUGUGGUGGCAAUAGCCAUGACACGAGAUUCGGCGGCGGUCGCCGCUCUAGACGACCGCCGCCGCCGCUGCCCUAUAUCGGCGGCAUCCGACGUAGCGGACGACGCCUCGACACUGAUGACGACCAACGGUAUCGCUACGAGCGGUUCGAGUAGCAACGACGACGUCGGCGGCGCAGACGAAGGCGGCAGCCUCAAGUCAUCGUCCGAAGUGUCGACGACCACCAGCUGCUGUGGCGGUAGCAGCAGCAGCAGCAGCAGAAGUGGUAGCGACGACGACGACUCUGCCACCGUUACCAGGCUGUCUACAACGAUUGAUGACGGCUGUUCUACGCCCGUCAAAACCCCGACAAUGCCCCUGUCGUCGCCCAAACAAACGGGAGACGACAAUAACGGUGAUAGAGAUUCUUCUAGCAGUACUCACAGUGAUGAAGCGGCCGCGUCCACCACUCCAACGAGUAUUGGAGGGCGUCUGACGUUCUAUAAAGAUGGCAAAUUUAUAUUCCAAUUAGCAGCCCAUCAUCAACAAAAUGCAUACAAUACGUCUGCUAUAACAUCUCCAUGUCGUUGGGUACCAGUUCCAACAGUGAUACAGCAACAUAAAAAUAAUGUCAAGUGUAUAGGUGAGUGGUCACAAAAUCAGCAAAAUAAGACAAUAUGGCCUUACUUGGUUUCCAAUACUGCCUCUGACAGUAAGUCACCUCAACCGAUACAGCAAUCGCAACCACAAACUGUAAGAAUUGGUGAGCGGAAGCAACAAUUUCAACACAGGACGACGCCCCCGCCAUUUUCUCUCAUUACCAGUACUGGUAAUACAACUACACAAUCUGGUGGAAUUGUAGUUGCAACAACGACAAAUAUCGUGCGAAGACCUUCUAGAAAGUGUUCAACUACAAUAGCAGCAGAAAAUAUUACCGAUUUUCAACAUCUACGCUGUCAACCAUCCGCACAAUCACGAGGUUUACCAAGACGCUCACAGCAACACCAACAUCAGGCGUUCAUGAUGAUUGCCACCGAAACAAUAAAGGUUCAGAGGCGCUUAUUAUCAUUGCCAAAAAAGCAAAGUCUCUGGUGUCAAAGAAAGAGAAAAUCUGUGAUUAAAAACUCCACGUUACAAGAACUUAAGCCCCCGAAAAUAAAUUUAGAAUGUGUUGUUCGGAACCUGUGGUGUCGGCGACAUACAACGGAAUUAUUGUUGCGCAGGCAACUCUCGAUUAACAAUAGUGGAGAUACUGUUGCUGCUGCUAUUUCUGCUGUCGUUGAUGUCCCACCUAUCGUUUCUCGUCACGUCACCGUUUCUUCAACAAGCGUUGUCGAUUCCUCGUGUUCUAAUACGGGAGGUAGCAAGAGGCGAUCGAUGGUUUCUCCAUCGCCCACUACCGCUACCCAAAUUCCCGUCACAGCUACUACAAUAACCCUUAGUAAUAAGAGUGGUAAUAGUAGCCCUCACAAAAAAUAUAAAUUGGGAUACCAGCAGCCGCCAGAACAGAUGCUACUACCGCAGCGACGGUUAGUAGUUGAUAAAAAUGUAAAAAAAGUUAUUCCACAACCUCCGCCGCAAGCCAUGUCCACCAACGAUCACAGCAUAACUGCGAUAUUGUCUGGUGGUGCGGCGGGAGCGAAACGCUCUAAUGGUAGUGGUGCCAUUUCAAUGGUAAUGGAUCCAGAAAACUGUGUCAUUACCACACCUACUUCUACUAGUACAAUAUUGUCACCACAUAAAAAUCUUAAUACGCCAUCACCUGCACCACUAUCCUUAUUGCGUACAUUGCUCAAGAGUCCCAGUGGUGAAAGCGGUUCACCGCCCAUAGCUGCUAGUACAAAUGGUGUUGGAUACAGGCAUCAUACGAAUAGCAGCAGAAAAAGGUCAUCAGUCGAAUCAUUACCGCCUAUUAAUGCAGCUUCCGUUAAAGUUGAAAAUGGCCUAGGAACGCCAUCGAUGUCAAUACCGUCAGUUGGUGCUAAUGCAGCUGAUAAUGCUUCUGCCGUUCUAACUGCUCUUCAUCAACUUCCAACUAUUCACCAUCCUGCUGCUGGACAAUUAGCCGCGGCUGGUUACUUUAAUGUGUUAUACCAUCAAGCCGCAAUGGCUGCUGCUAUGGCCUAUCAAACCCACGCACAACUGCCACAACCGCUGUCAAAAUCGCAACCACCGCCUUUAUUGUCUUCACAAUUUCCCACAACCAGUGGUGCCAAUAGUACUUGGCAACGUCAAAUGAAUCGGCGGCCACCUCUUCUACAUCCGCCAGAAGCAAUUGUUGGAAGUGGAGUUACUAAUGCCACUAUCUCUUCAUCUGCAUCAACGGUUGUGGCACCUUACUCUUCACCUUUGAUAGCUGCCACAGUCAAUGGCAGUAAUUUAUUGCCACCUGCUACUCCGUCGCCGCCUCCUUCUUUAAUGUUGCAUCCUCAUCCUGUUCACCCCCACCAUUUAUUGUUACACCAUCAGCAACAGUAUCAACUAGCGCCCACGGUACAACAACAACCAUCACCGUUCCAUCGACAACAGGGUAGUAAUGUCAAAAAAAGAACUGGAGUGGCGAUAGGUGCUACCGAGUAUGGCGGUUAUAUAGAAGAAAAUAACUCUGAAGUUGUAGCUACCCUAGAUGAAGAGUCAUCCUCUUCCACCGAUUGUAUGCCGCUCAAUCUAUCCAAGGAUUCUAUAGCUGAAAACGUCAGUGGUACUAGUCCAACGGCAAGAGUCAGGUGACACUUGAGCGAAAAUUACUACAAUAGACUAGCUAUUAGCAUUAGACUGUUUGGCCGCUUCUUAAAGGCUAACUGAGUAUACUAUUUCAUUAUCGUGUCAAAUACUAUAUGUACUGAAUAUGCGAAAAUGUAUGCAUGAAUAUAAAAAAACAAUAUUAUAUUUUGUAAAUAUAUAUUCAUACAUACAUAAAUACAUACAUACAUAUAUAUUAUGUAAAAUGAUAAUAAUAUAUAUAUAUAUAUAAUCGUUUAUUCAAAUGUCGCGUCUUAUUGUUUUAUUAUUUUGUAAAUAGACAUAAAACAAAAAGAAAAGUCGCAUGUGCGUGUAGUCAUAAGAAAAUUAUUUGUUACAAUAAAAAAAAACAAUCAAUUAUA